Molecule: messenger RNA, 1320 nt
Organism: Paramisgurnus dabryanus
Lineage: Eukaryota; Metazoa; Chordata; Actinopteri; Cypriniformes; Cobitidae
Product: protein yippee-like 5
Source: RefSeq, a predicted model, not a curated record
GAUGUUGAUACACAGAAAGGAAACCAAGCGUCGCUGAGCUCGAGCUGUGUGAAAAAAGCUACAAGACGAAAAGAAACCGUUUAUAUUAAAGGGCUGGUAACAGUUGUGCAUUUGCCUGUUAUUGGAGCCAUGGGCCGCAUCUUUUUGGAUCACAUUGGCGGGACGCGGCUCUUUUCCUGCGCUAACUGUGACACCAUCCUGACCAACCGCUCUGAGCUCAUAUCUACACGCUUCACGGGUGCCACAGGAAGGGCCUUUCUAUUCAACAAGGUGGUGAAUCUGCAGUACAGUGAAGUGCAGGAUCGCGUGAUGCUGACCGGCAGACACAUGGUUCGUGAUGUGAGCUGUAAAAACUGCAACAGUAAGUUGGGCUGGAUCUAUGAGUUCGCCACUGAGGACAGUCAACGUUACAAAGAAGGUCGUGUGAUCCUUGAGAGGGCGCUGGUGAGGGAGAGCGAGGGCUUUGAGGAGCACGUGCCCUCCGACACAUCCUGAUGGGAGUUCAUCUCUCAUAUCCGAGCUCAUCUUCUCUCUUUCAUACAUGUAUUCAGGCUUUGUGAGGAUCUUUCAUCUGUGUUUUUUUCCUCUAGCACACAACACAAGCUCUUCAGAUGUUGUUCUCUGACACUGAGUUAAUAAUUACAACAACAAAAACCAUGCAUAUCAGUGUCUAAGGUAAAGAUUUGUGAGAUGACACAAUCUCUUCCUUGUUUAAUUGGUAACAACAACACAGCAUUAAAGUCAAGACGCUGGCUUAGAAGGCCAUUAGAAACAUCUGCUCAUCAAAUGCAUUGUUAGGUUGUAUUUUAACCCUAGCACUCCAUCAUAGUGUGUAUAAUGUUCAACUUUGCACAAUUUAGGAGAUUGAGCAUGAAAUAUAUGCGCUGAAAGAUGUCUCUAUUGAUGAACUGUGGGUUUCCCUUUAUAUUUCAAGCAGGUUUACAGUAUACCUGACCCGUAAAGACUACUGAAGCUUUAUUUUUGUGUAAAUAACUGGUUUAUUUGGGUUGACCUUCUAUUUGAGCUUUGGGUGAGAUGGCCCCUCAAGGCUUCUCCAGUUUCUCUGAGUCGUGUGACUUUUUUUGAAAACAAUGCGUUCGGCAUUUCAGUCCAAAAGGAUUUGACAAGCCUUAAAUCCUUUCUGGUUGAACAGGGUUUAUGUCAUAAAGAUCUAGUGAACAUGACCACAUUACCAGCAUUUAAACCGUUCAGAAAUGAUCUGUCUUUAUUCAUUAUGUGAUCAGUUAAAUUGCAUGUGCAAUAGUUUAAGUGUGCACACAGCAGGCUUAAAUAAAUCUGCACUAUGCUUUAUCACAGAAG